Messenger RNA from Ylistrum balloti, 1146 nucleotides. RefSeq names its product tryptophan--tRNA ligase, mitochondrial-like. The record is from RefSeq and is a predicted model, not a curated record. NCBI's taxonomy places the organism in Eukaryota, Metazoa, Mollusca, Bivalvia, Pectinida, Pectinidae. Bases 1 to 1083 code for a protein of 360 amino acids. The transcript has 7 exons. Gene Ontology annotation, biological process: mitochondrial tryptophanyl-tRNA aminoacylation. Gene Ontology annotation, molecular function: tryptophan-tRNA ligase activity; ATP binding. Gene Ontology annotation, cellular component: mitochondrion; mitochondrial matrix.
AUGGCGCUCUCCAGUAGAUUUUCAUCGAAAAUCUUACGGUCGACUUGUAGACUUGCUAGAAGAUAUCUUUGUUCAAGUAUAAGUAAUAAUAACGUUACAUUUCCUGAGCGAGUAUUUUCUGGAAUCCAGCCAACAGGAAUUCCUCACAUUGGUAACUACUUUGGUGCUAUCAAGAACUGGGUCAAGUUACAGGAUGCACAUGAAAAUGUCAUGUACAGUAUUGUGGAUCUACACUCAAUCACAGUUCCCCAAGACCCUGCAGUCCUCAGGGAAAACAUAAUGUCAAUGACAGCUUGCCUCUUGGCUUGUGGAAUUGAUCCAGACAGAGGAAUUCUGUUUCAGCAGUCACAGGUACCGUGGCACACAGAGCUUGCCUGGAUCCUUGGAUGUAAUUGUUCUCUUGGGCGCCUGGAUCACCUACCUACUUGGAAGGAGAAGUCUGCUGGUAUGAAGGAUGCAAUGUUAGGGUUAUACACCUAUCCAGUACUACAGGCCGCAGAUAUACUUCUGUACAAAGGAACCAAGGUUCCAGUUGGAGAAGACCAGACUUGCCAUAUAGAACUAAGUCGUGCCCUUGCAAAACUCUUCAACAAUCGAUUUGGACAUUACUUUCCCCAACCCGAGGUAUUAUUGACGGAAGCUCCAAGGAUCAAGAGCUUACGCCAUCCAGAUAAGAAAAUGAGCAAGUCAGAGGCGAAUAUUAAGAGCAGAAUAGAUCUCACAGACUCUCCGGAUGAAAUUUUACAAAAAGUGAAAAAAGCUGUUGUAGAUAGUCAGUCGGAAAUAACUUACGAUGAGGAGGGCAGACCAGGUCUUGCCAAUCUAAUCGGUCUGGAAUGUGCCAUAACUCAGAAAUCACCAUCCCAAGUGUGUGAGGAGAACAUCGGUGUUAUGUUGGGACAGUACAAAGUAACGUUAGCAGAUCUUCUAAUUGCGGAGUUGACUCCUAUAAAACUUGAAAUGGAACGGUUGCUGAGUGACCGACAUCAUAUCAGCAAUAUUAUUGAAAAGGGACGUGAUAAAGCUAUGGAAAUAGCUGGACCAAAUAUAGCAGAGGUGAAAUCUUUAGUCGGGUUUAAGUGACAGUUAACAUGUUAUAUAUAUAUAUUGUGUAAAGUGUACUUUUUGUGAAUCUCUGGUAAAAUA